Molecule: messenger RNA, 978 nt
Organism: Lytechinus variegatus (green sea urchin)
Lineage: Eukaryota; Metazoa; Echinodermata; Echinoidea; Temnopleuroida; Toxopneustidae
Product: carbonyl reductase [NADPH] 1-like
Exons: 6
Coding region: 1-858 (285 amino acids)
Molecular function (GO): carbonyl reductase (NADPH) activity
Source: RefSeq, a predicted model, not a curated record
AUGGGGAUAACUGGGUCUAACAAGGGUAUUGGUCUCCAAGUCGUAAGAGUUCUAUGCCGUCAUUUUGGACAAGAUGGGAUCGUUUACCUGACUGCGCGUAAUGAAGGGCGCGGCCUGGCUGCUGUUGAGCUCCUUCAGAAAGAAGGACUUAAUCCCAAGUUUCAUCUUCUCGACAUCAGCGAUCAAGCAAACAUUGAUCGAUUCCGGGAUGAUCUGGAGAAGGAACAUGGCGGGAUUGAUAUUCUUAUCAACAACGCAGCAGUUUAUCUACGAGGUUUUAAUCCAGAAAUCCCACUAGACGAGGAGUCAGUACAAACCAUCAAAGUGAAUUUCUUCGGCUUACGGGACGUCUGCAAAAGCCUAUUUCCGUUGGUUCGCAGCGGUGGAAGAAUUGUCAAUGUGGCUAGCUGGUUAGGAUAUCGACUUUUCGAAGAGGAACUAAGCGAUGGUAUGAAAGAAAGAAUCCGACGAAUCCAAGCCGAAGAAGAUAUUGUGGAACUCAUGAAUGACUUCAUGAGUGCCUGCAAAAUGGAUAAAAUUGAAGAAAGCGGUUGGGCACCCUUUCCAUAUGAAGUUAGUAAGCUCGGUGUCAUCUUACUCACCAUAAAUCAAGCUAGUUUGAUGUCGCGUGAUAACACGAAAAAUGAUGUCAUCAUCAAUUCGUGUUGCCCGGGUUUCGUAGAUACCGACAUGACCUCUAACAUCGAUCCUAGGGUACCUGGUUUCCCAAAGUUGUCUGUUGCAGAAGGGGCCGAUACCCCCGUUUACCUCGCUCUCUUGCCUCCAGGCACGAAAGACAUGCACGGGAACUUUGUGAUGAACAGGAAACCAUUCUGCCAUGGCUUAACUCCACUCUAGAGAAGAAAAGGGAUUCAUCAGCAUUUUCCCACUAUAGUCUAUUCCAGGAUAGUCCCCAAACCUUGUUUUGUAAUAAUAUAUAUAUGGUUUCUUGUCAAUUCGAGGGUGCUGAUUCCAAAU